AUGCAACAAAGAUCGGUGAGAGAUAAGACGGUUUCGGCGUCGUUGGUAGUUGGCGAGAGAAAAGGUAGUGUCAUUGGUCGACGAGACGAGAGAAUAUAUUGCCGCGCUGGCGUCGACGUCGAGAAAGAAAACGGCUACAUGAAUAUCGGGGACUUGCAUAGAGAUAUCAGGGGAGUGAGGAGAAAAUGCGAAUUUGAUUUUCAUUUUUCUGAUAGUGGAAGCAAGCAAAAGUUCACAUCAUCAUCUCCUCCAUGCCAUGUGGUCUUCAAGUAUCUGGUGCCAUUACUAGCUGCCCUGGUCACCAUGCAGUAUCAAUCCAAAGGUAAGGAUCCAUUUGAAGCUCGGCCUAUCAAUAUGUGGUGCUUCUGUAUAGCCACAUCCAUCUACUGCCUCGCUAUGGGAAUAAGAAAUCAAAUUCAAACACCAAAAUACUUGCAAAUACUCUUAAGCCAUGUUAUUCUCGUAGCUGGAGUUCUUUCUUCGGUCUCACUAGGAUCGGUUAUCCUCCCACCACGCUUCCGUGGGCAGCUCAUUAUUUUUGCUGUAUUGGUAUUUUUACCAAUAAUAUUGGCUCGAAAUAUACUCAAGCGUGGAUAUGUUUGGAUCUACAAUGGAGUAACCAAUGUGGCUGCCCUCAUCAUCCCCAAUGUCGUCAUCGGAUGGAACGUGACUGCAGAGCCAAAUCCAUCUCAACCGGCGUAA
Ilex paraguariensis (yerba mate) is the source of this 702-nucleotide messenger RNA. Lineage: Eukaryota; Viridiplantae; Streptophyta; Magnoliopsida; Aquifoliales; Aquifoliaceae. The record is from the annotation of a GenBank genome assembly.